Dujonia railenensis is the source of this 2979-nucleotide messenger RNA. The record is from the annotation of a GenBank genome assembly. Lineage: Eukaryota; Fungi; Ascomycota; Pichiomycetes; Serinales; Debaryomycetaceae.
AUGAAUUAUACGAACAAUGUUACAUCUGAAGAUCGAAGUGGUGGUCGAAUUGAGCUUGAAGAUGAGCAUAAGGAAACUCAAACUGUGAAUGAUACAAAGAGUAAUGGUGUGGAGAGUCGGAAGAACCCUAAACACUCACUAAGUAAGAGAGGGUCUAUAUUGUUGCACAAGGCAUUUGUGCGACUGAAAAGUAAAGAUUCGGCUUCCAACUCGCUGAAUGACGUUAGUAAUUCGACCAGUGCUGCUAAAAGUAGUAACCGUGGGUCUACAAGCUCGCAGACUAAAUACCAGUCCAAGGCUGAACCUGUGGAAGGAGGAAGGAAGAGAAGAGACUCUAAGAAAAGGAGAAAACCUAUAGGAAGAAAAAAUGAAAUAAACCCCGUUUCUAAUCACAGCAGUAGACAGCAGCAUAAAGUAGAACCAGACUAUUAUGAAGAAAGUAAGGUAGCCAAGGACCUGGAUGAAGGUGAAGAGAAGAGCCUUCCUCCUAAGCCUUCUUCUAUUCCCUACAAGGGUAAGCUAUUAAAGGUCAGAGACGGAAGAAAGGACAAUUCGGAUACAGAAUAUAAUGAGCUCAGUGCUGCAGAAGGUAACGAAGGUGAUGAAGAAGGCGUUAAGAGAAGCUCUCAUGUGGGAUCUUCCAUAACAUCAUCAAAGAACCUAUCUGUAAGAAGUCUAGAGAAUGAAGACAAAUUAGAUAAGGAACUACCAGAGCAUGAUUUACACAUUGAAAGUGAACCUUAUAAGGCUCAUGACGGGGAGGUUGAAGAUGUAGAAGAACCACAAAAGAGAAAUGAAGUGAUAGAUGAGAUUGAAGAUAAGGAGGAAGAAUCAGAUACUGGCGGGAUUGUGCAUCCAUAUUCUGGUCCCAUUAAAAACCCUUCCAACGAAAACAGCCCUAUAAAACUUAAGCAAGAAAAAGAGUUGCCCUUGAUAAAUGCCAGUAUUGCUAAAGCACCCCCAAGUCCACGUAAGCAGUCAAUAUUAAGGCACAAGAAUGGAAAUGGCAACAAGAAUGAUUCUAUUAUCACUGAUUUAAAGGGGAAUCUUCGUACCAUGGAUCUCAAUGCAGCUGAAAAUGCUUUACUUGAGCCUAGCACUCAAAUAUCGCCUAGUUUGAACUUGGAUGACAAGGUCUCCCUAUUCCAGUACCAUUCAUCAAAGGUUUUGAUAUAUGAUGAACAACCUCAAAAUCCAGAUGCAGUUAAUGUCGAGGAUUCCAAAAAGGUCUCUGGAAGAUUAUUGGGUCAUGGAUUGUUCGAAAUCUUUCAACUCCACAACGGAGACGUAACAUACUUGUCCUGUGGUACUUCUUUUAUAUAUCCAUUACUUCCGAAGCUCAAGAUCUUAAGAACAACGUUCAAUACUUUUGUUCUACCAUUGGUAAACCCAGAGAGAUAUUGGAAGAUUUCCAUUGGAACUGAAGACGACGAUGAAGUUUUAUCGAAAUUGGAAAGAAUCUUAAAAGAAAACGUGUGCUACAGGAAUCUUUAUCAAAAAGAAGAAAGCAAGAAGGAUACCAACCCUUCAGAGAAACAGACUUCUGAUGUUGAUGAUGCAGCAGGAGGAAGUGUGUUGACUCCAAUAAGUAAAGGAGCUCCAACCUCUAGAAUCGUUCAUCCGCGGCGCAUCGACAGUUUCAGUAAACACUAUAAGAAUGGUUUGGGAGCGGGAGAUGUUGGAGGCACCCCUUUGAAGAAUUCUGAUGAAGACCAAGUAGUUAAUGGAGGCUUUCUCUCUCACGAGAUUCCCGACUCUCCACCAUCUGCUCCUCUUUCCCCAGCUAGGCCUGAUGAUGUAGAUCUCACCGGUUUUGAUAUCAAUGACACACCGUCAAAGAGCGCAAGAAAGGAUGGGACUUGGCUAAUUGAGAGACAAACAUCGGGAAAUUCUUUUUCUACCGAUGUAGCAUGUUUAGAUAUGAACCUGGUCCUGGUUCUGGUUCCAUUGGCAGCUCCCGUGGUAAAUUCAGGGACUAGCUACUCUUCACGUCGUAUUGAACUUCCUGUGCAGGCACAGAGCUAUAAUUCGACUAACAUAUUACAACCAAAACCUUUGAAGUCAGUCAAUUCUUUCCAUACCAUCCAGCAAUCAAAUACUAAUAAUGAUUUUGCGCCAGAAAAUGACCAUGGAAAUGAUUCGGACUCUUCAAUGGAUUCCCUAAUCGAAGAAUAUGAGGAAAACCUAUCAUCAAUACCUCACCUAAAGUCUCAGGCUACAUCGAGACCUCCUUCACGUGCCCCAUCUCGAGUCUCUACUAGUUAUGGAAACAAUGAUAAUUCAAUUCACUACAGACGUCCAGCGUUGUUCCAAGGAAAAAUUGACAGAGACGAAACAAACGAUGACGCCGAUGAAGAAUUUCCGAGUACCUCAUUAUCGGAAUACAAUAGAAUUCAUAAUGGAACAGGAAGAUCCAGACGUUCUUCUAGGAGUGAAGUUGUUGAUUGGGUUAAUAGCAAAAGCGGUUCGCAUACCAUAUCUGCAGGUGCAACAGGAGUAGUUGGUAAUAAUGGCCUUACUAAGUCGAGGUCUACCUAUUCUAUUGCAAGUUCGUAUAGACAGGGACCUAAUGGUGGUCAGGGUAAUCUCAGUAAUACAUAUAAGGAGAUAUACCGAUCAAUAACUCAAAGAAACCUUGCUCAAAAGUUAAAUAUGGAUGAUGAUGCCAAAUCUAGUAAAUCUGCAUACCCACAUUCCUCUAGAUCAAAGUAUCCACCUUUAUCAAGAUCUGCAUUCACUCCCGUUCUGCUUGGCUCAAGUAGGCCAGUGAAUAGCGGGACUAGAAAAUAUACCAAUAGCGUCGUGAGUGAGCGCCCAGCGUCUGUUGUUGGAGGAGGAUUGACUUCCUCUGAGGUUUAUAAAAUGUUAAGCGUUAGUAAGUCCCAUAACAACUUGAAGGAAGAAUUAAAGAGACCAGCCAAGAGGGAAGCAGCUGCACUGAGUAGUGGGGGAUUGGCGUCCAAGUUAUUCGGAUGGUGA